AUGGCGGUGAUACGCUGCGUCCUGCUUCCGAACAAAAUGAAGCGUCUAUCCGAAGAUUUCUCCUCAGCAUUGAAGAAUGCCGCGUGGUGUGCCACAUCCAGCGAGGACGGGACUGCUGCCACUCGCCUUGGCAGGAGAAGUGGUCGCAUCACGGAGCGGCGUCUCGAGGUCGAAAUCGAGAACCAGUCGUCAGAGUCUUUCCUCUUCGACAACGAUUGGUUCAAGCAUGGAAGCUGGGUGGAUGGUGCGGUGGACUGCCUGCCGCCAGGAACCACAACGACCCUGAAGCUGUGCAACUCCGACUUCACCUCCGGGGUCAGUGGCCUUUUCUGGUACGUGAACGAGGCUCGCUUCGACGUGUACCUCAGCCUGGUGUUCUCCCAUCCUUUAGCCAGUGAGGCAGCCUUCGAUGCCUUUCUGGGAGCUCCACCUGCCGAGCUCCACAGCGAAUGGUGCCAGGCACCGCCAGUGAGCAGCGAAAGCAACAGGCACGGCUGCCAGUGGCGGGUUCUCGAGCGUGGCCCGGUCCUCCGCCUGAAGGUCACGCUGCCGGAAUCGCUGCCGCGGGCCGCCAGUGGUUUGCCCAUGCCGGAGGCCGAGCAGAGGGUGCUGGUGGUGCGUGGUGAGGCCCAGGCACAGGCCCAGCAAGGGCGCGAGGAGUCAGAGGUGACGGCUCCCAGCUUCAUGGAUGUGACUCGACCGAGAGACUUCAUCGACGGCGUGGGGAGUGGCCUCACGGCCGCCUCUGUCGGCUUCGCGGCAGGCAGCGCGGCGUUGGUGGCCGCGCCCGCCGUCGGCCUCUCCGAGGGCGGCGUGCCCGGCUUCGUGCUGGGCCUGGCUCAGGGCGGCGCCGCUGCUUUGGGUUUGGCGGCCUGCGGCACGGCUGCCUGCGCUGCCCAGGUGGCGCGGGGCAUGCUGAACACACCGGAGGCCCUCAUGCAGCAAGAUGGGACGAGAUGGGACAGUACUCGCGGCAAGUGGGUGGACGACUUCGUUAACCUUCGAGAGGAAGAGGCCGACAAGGCUCCGGAGGACUGCGAAUCAGAGGAGGACUCGCCAUUGUUCGGCAGUGCCUACAAGAAGGAGGUUGCAGACUCGUCCUACUACGACAUCAUCGGUGUGAAGCCUGGAUCUCUACCUGCC
This is a messenger RNA of Symbiodinium necroappetens, 1143 nucleotides long. NCBI's taxonomy places the organism in Eukaryota, Dinophyceae, Suessiales, Symbiodiniaceae. The record is from the annotation of a GenBank genome assembly.